CUCUUGACUUGCUUAUGUUAUCAUUUUAACAAACAUUAUGGAUUUAACUUGGAAAGGUGCUUGUAAGAGAUUGGAUUCCAGUGUUAAUAGACUAGAUGUGGGACAUAAUUUCUUGAGUCAGGUACAAUUAAAAGAUAUAUAUGAUAAUAUUGUUGUUAAAUAUGAUUUACAAUUACUGUCACUUGAUUGGAAUAAUUUAUCUGAACCAGAAUUCUUUAUUAUUGAAGCUGUCAUUUUACAUAAACUGUCAGACAGGUUUGAAUCUGAAGAGCUAAUUGAAUUUUUAAAACAAUACUUGAGUAUCCCUGAAGAGAAGGUAUGGAAUUGGAAUUCAAACUUUGAGAACAUCUAUAUCGUUAAAUAUUAUUAUGGUUUACGUAUAAUACGAGCUUUACUCACAAAAGAGCUGCUUAUUUCAUCACAUUUAUGGGAAUUAUUAGAGCUAAUAUCAUUUCAUAUUAAUUCAUACACACCUUGGUCAUCAACUAUCAAUGGUUUGAUUGCUGAAUCGGCUAUGAAAUUAUUGGUUACGCAGAAUUCAAAGGCUAUUCAAGCUAUUCAAGACUUUAUUUCAGAAUUCAUCAAUACUAAAUUUAAUGACAAUCUUUUAGUGAUAUCAACUAAUAAACAACAACAAUUGCAUGGUGGAUUAAACCCCAGAUUGGGAUUUGGAGGAGUGAAAAGACAUUUAUUUGAAGAGGAUAUAAGAAAUGCUUGGAAAUCAUCUUCUAAGGUAAAAGCAUUAUCAAUGGCUUUGUUCAUAAUUCAAUAUGCCGAAGAAAUGUUAUUUGAUUCAAAUUGGAGACUCUUGAUUACAUUUAUUUUGAAUGUAUUAGAUGAUCUGGAUGUGUUACUAAAGUAUCAAGCAAGUGUAAUACUCGAUAUAUUUUUGGAACGUAUGAAAGAUCAUAAUAAAUUAAAUCUAAUUGCUAAUUCCGGGUUAUUGGUGGUUAUUCAAGAGGCCACUAAGAAAUGCUUGAGUUAUUUACCCGAAUCUACGCAAGAGGAUAUUUCUAAUAAGUUACUACGUUUAUCAUAUAAGAAUUCAAGUAUUUUGAUUUUAUGCACACUGAAUCAAUCGCUCGAGUUGGUGGAGCUCAUUUCAAGCCAUAUAUUGCCAUCAAUUACACAACUAAUGAACAAUAACACAACAAAAACCCUCUUAUUAGUGUUGGAUGAAUUGGAGAAUAUAAUACACAAUAGCCUAAAGACUGAUAUUUUGCUUUCACUUUCUAAAGUAGUAUAUCUGCUCAAUAAGAUUAUAACCAAUGGCGAUUUGCUAUUCUGGGAUGAUGGUCAAGAAGUGGCGUUGAAAGUAUUGAAAUGUCAGAAUUCCAUAUUUAAUCAUUUUAUACAACUUUCGGAUAUUGAAGCUUUUCAAUUGGUAUCUAACUAUAAGUUUGAUUUUAUUGGAGCCUGGUCGAUUCUUUUAAAGCGUUCAAGCUUUUUAGAAGAAUAUCACAGAGAGCCUAUUAAUGGGAGAGUGAGGGUAAAUUUGAAACAGUUAAAUCAAAUCACUCAAGGAAGUAAUAAUCAUAGUGAUGUAGAUAAUAUUGUUCAAAGUUUGAGUAGUAAAGUUCCUGAAAUUGGGAAUAUGCUACGGAUUGUAAAUAAUUAAUGAUAUAGUAAGUAAUUUGUAAUAUUAUUUAUGUACAGA
Molecule: messenger RNA, 1657 nt
Organism: Scheffersomyces amazonensis
Lineage: Eukaryota; Fungi; Ascomycota; Pichiomycetes; Serinales; Debaryomycetaceae
Exons: 1
Coding region: 38-1618 (526 amino acids)
Cellular component (GO): TTT Hsp90 cochaperone complex
Source: RefSeq, a predicted model, not a curated record